This is a messenger RNA of Metarhizium brunneum ARSEF 3297, 801 nucleotides long. It is a transcript of the gene patN, whose product is annotated as Isoepoxydon dehydrogenase patN. The record is from RefSeq and is a predicted model, not a curated record. Gene Ontology annotation, biological process: fatty acid elongation. NCBI's taxonomy places the organism in Eukaryota, Fungi, Ascomycota, Sordariomycetes, Hypocreales, Clavicipitaceae. Gene Ontology annotation, molecular function: oxidoreductase activity, acting on the CH-OH group of donors, NAD or NADP as acceptor.
AUGUCUUCAUUCUCAACGCAACUAGAGGGCAAGCACGCUCUGGUCACUGGCGGCACAAAGGGUAUCGGGCGAGCCAUUGUCGAGCUUCUACUCGCACAGGGAGCCAACGUCUCGUAUUGUUCCCGGUCGGCCACAGACAAUGACUUUGCCGCCUUUCUAGACGAGAGCAAACCAAGCGGUACGGCCUCUGGUACUUCCGUGGACAUUUCGUCGCCCUCCUCCAUAGAGACGUGGGUUGAGAAGGCAGCCCGCAAGUUCGGCCGCGUCGACGUCGUCGUUGCCAACGCGGCCUCGUUUAGCACCGAAGCCACGGCGGAAAGCUGGAGAACUAGCUUCGAGGCCGACGUCCUCGGCCUUGUCUCGCUUAUAAACGCUUCGACGCCGCACCUGGAAAAGACGUCGGGUUCCAUUGUUGUCGUCAGUUCGGUGGCGGGAUUCGAGACGCGCUUUGAUGUCGCCGGAAGCCCGUACACGACGUUUAAGCGUGCCCAAGCUACUUUGGCCAAGGAUUAUGCUCGCAAGUUGGGCCCGCUGGGUAUCCGGAUCAACUCUGUGAUUCCUGGCCCGAUUGAAGCACCGGGAAAGGUGCUCCCUGAUGGAUCACGGGAGCCAAGCCGUAUUCAGAUGCUCGUAGAGGCCAACCCAGAAUAUGCCCAGGGCAUUUUGGAUGCUGUCUCUCUGCGCCGAUUCGGCACCGCAGAAGAGGUGGCGAAUGUCGUCGUUUUCCUGGCAAGCCCGCUCGCGGGUUAUGUUUGUGGUGCCAACGUCCUUGUGGAUGGGGCAAUGUCAACAUUCUUGUAA